AUGAGACAUGUCAAGAUAAUAAAAAAAAAUGGUUUAAUUUGGGUUGUUUCAUAAAUAAAGAAAAUCGAUUCCAACAACCAAAAUUAGAAAUUUUUCUUUUUUUUUGAGGAAGGAUGGGUUUAGGAACAUGGUUCAAACACAAAUUCACAGAUCCUGUUCUCUUGGUUCUUCGAGGGGGUGCUGAACCUAAGCAGGUAUCUUUCUCUGCUGCUCUUGGGAUUACUCUUGGAGUGUUUCCUAUUUGUGGUGUAACUGUGUUACUCUGCGGUAUUGCUAUAUCGUUACUUGGAUCGUUUGUUAACGCUCCCAUUCUGUUGCUUGCAAACUUCUUUGCUACUCCCAUUGAGUUGAGUUUGAUUAUACCGUUUCUGCGCCUCGGUGAAUUUAUCACUGGCACACCUCAUUUUACUUUAUCAUCUGAUGUUUUAAAGAAAGUUCUUACGGGUCAAGCUUCAAAGCAAGUCCUACUAAGCAUUGCCAAUGCGUUAUUAGGAUGGCUAGCUGGAUCGCCUUUAAUUUUGGCAAGUCUUUACAUAUUACUCUUACCGUGCUUUAAGUUUCUAAUUCGGAAACUCAGCAGUCCUCCUUCGAGUCCAAGGAUGCCGCUCCAACCACUGAUAGAUAUUGGGUCUAAGACAAGGGAUGUUUGACAGAUAAUCACUUCAUUUGCAUUCAUAGGGAGUGAUCAGUUAUUCACAUGUUGUCUUGUUGAAUUGUUUCGUAGCGAAACAAGAUAUAUACAUAUGCAAAAAGAAUAGUCAUUGACAGUGUAAAAUAGUUUACAAAAUAGUUGUAAACGUAUACUCGAUAUGAAUUAGUCACUUCUCUUAAGUGGUUGAUUUGUUUGUAAAUGUACAUAACUGUCUCAUGACUGAGAAUACAUGGUUCUAUUAUGUUUAUGAUUUGCUCUAUA
Molecule: messenger RNA, 913 nt
Organism: Vicia villosa (hairy vetch)
Lineage: Eukaryota; Viridiplantae; Streptophyta; Magnoliopsida; Fabales; Fabaceae
Exons: 5
Coding region: 114-650 (178 amino acids)
Cellular component (GO): intracellular membrane-bounded organelle
Source: RefSeq, a predicted model, not a curated record